This is a messenger RNA of Copidosoma floridanum, 3992 nucleotides long. RefSeq names its product popeye domain-containing protein 3. Gene Ontology annotation, biological process: striated muscle cell differentiation; skeletal muscle tissue development; regulation of membrane potential. NCBI's taxonomy places the organism in Eukaryota, Metazoa, Arthropoda, Insecta, Hymenoptera, Encyrtidae. Gene Ontology annotation, molecular function: cAMP binding. The record is from RefSeq and is a predicted model, not a curated record. Gene Ontology annotation, cellular component: sarcolemma.
GUCGCGCACAUCGAUUUUGCACCGAGAGAGUCGCAAGUUUUAGUUUAAGAGAGCGGCUCUUCUCUCGUGUGUUGUUGCACAUCUGACCUUAAGUACCUACUUACCUACUGAUACAACAAGGAACUGGUCUUUUGAGUUUUAUUGGUGUACUGAGGACUAAAGUGGGAAGCAGAAAUGAUAAUGGUGACUACUGCCAAAGGAAGCAACGUCUCUGAACCAGACCUGCUGAAGAAUGGUCAGGACAAGUGAUCGUCUUGAUUUGUUCGACUGCUCAAAAGUGCCAUGAAUUGACAGCGAUGCCAUUGUGAUAAAGAGGACCGAUUUUCAUAAAUCUCGAUUGGUUGGUGAGAAGGUUCUCGGGGUGCCUUAGCUUGAAUAUAGUCAUUCAGCAGCGCGUACAAAUGAGGAGAGUGACGACUUGACAGAGGAUCGUGUCGUACAGCAUCGUAACAGAUCACAACCUCCUGAAGCCGUGAAAAAAAGUAUAAGGACAGUAGCAGCCGAGCCCAAAACAACAAACACACCGGAGUUGGUGAUGCGGGGAUGUGGAUCUGUUGCGGCCAUCUGAGGAGCCGAGACGCCGGCAGUGCUGCUAUUUUCGGUGGUGCUGGCUCGCACGGUUACGCUCGCCAACUCAGUUCCCUGAUUCUGUUCGCCUUGCUAUGCUGCUGCUUCCAGAGCACGGCAAUCGUUGCCGAGGUCGCUCCCCAGCCAACAACGCCGGCGACUGUAGAGUGCAAAAAUACCACGCGAGCAGGUAGCGAUGCCGAUUCCCGGUUAUUGGGUAUCGGCCAGUCAACGUCGUCGUCGUCGUCGGUCGAGCUCAACUUGCCACUAGUGCCUCCAGCCUUUCUCAACGGAGCUCUCACUUGCCAGCCUUAUCAGGACAUCAAGGUGAACCACUUGUACUUCCAAUUGGCCAAUGGUUUCUUCCUACUGGCCCACCUGGCACCGGCGAGCGGCCUCCACGGUGUACUCUAUUUGCGCUGCACCCUCCUCAUAGGCUGUGCCUUCCUCGCGCUCUGGGCCUGGACAGUUGUCUGCUGGUUGGACGCCGUCCUCUGGAACGUUCUGUUUAUCGGCAUCGGUUUCAUACACAUCUGCGUGCUUCUCUAUCGGCUCAGGCCUAUUCGUUUUUCCAAGGAGAUCGAGGAGGUGUACGUCGCUGUCUUUCAACCGCUUCGGGUGUCCCGGCAACAAUUCAAAAAAGUCCUGAGCUGCAUGAAGACCAUCAGACCCCUCAAGUAUCAAGAGGUUUACGCUCAGGAGAAAGUCACCAAAGUUGAUUCGCUUUCUUUGGUGCUCUCGGGGAAGUUGGUAGUGUCACAAAAUGGCAAGGCACUCCACAUAGUUUUUCCACAUCAAUUCUUAGACUCGCCAGAGUGGUUUGGUGUUUCCACAGAUGAGUUUAUUCAAGUUUCAAUCACUGCUAUGGAGGAAUCGAGGAUUUUAUUGUGGCAUCGUGACAAGCUAAAACUUAGCAUAAUAACCGACCAGUUUCUCCAAGCGGUCUUUGAUCAUAUUCUUGGCAGAGACGUGGUGAAAAAACUCAUGCAGGUAACCCAGGUGAGCGAAACGAUGGCGGCGAGUGCUCACCAGCAACAGAACGGCCAGGUGAUUGGGCUGAGUGGUAUGACGAGCCAGGAUCACGACCUCGACGUGAAGAUGUUUGUUGUAAAAAAAACCAACGACAGCCAAGGCAUAACGGCGCUAAUUAGCCGUCAGCUGCAAGGUUUACCUAGGAUUAAAUAUUAUUACUGUGCUGCGGGAGAUCCAAAUGCUUGGCGCUUGGGGAGGAUCGAAGAGACUGAUCACGAAACGCCUGUUUGAGGCUUGGAAAAAAAAAAAAAAAAAAAAAAAACAACUUAAUCAACCCACGUUCUCCCUGCUCCCUCCUACGCAUAUACAUUUAGGAGAAAAUAAUAAUAGGUACCUGUUUGUACAUCGUGUGAAUCAUAUAGAGGAGACAAAAAAGAAUAUAUAUAUAAGUAAGUGACAUGUAUUAUAUUCUUAACGAGUCAAUAAUUCAAAAGUCGUUGGAAGCAAAAAUUGUGCGAUUAAGUACUACAUCCACAGUACUAAAAAAAUCAAAGGAACAAAAACUCACGCAUGCAUGAUCGUUGCGCAAUUGGGGACCGAUACCUAUGAUGUUCACUCGAGACGAUGAAGUGGAGCUUCGCCGUAGAACAAAAAAUAUCGCAAUAUUAAGCUGCGUACCGAACAAUCGUUCACUUCGAAUAUACGUACCAGCUGUCAAUCGGCAUCGUUUGAAUGUUUCGAUCGAGUCUCGUUUUGUUAUACUUCCACUCCUACCCUUUGCGCUGCACGCGCGAAUAACGUAUACGAGACAAGACAAUAAUUUUUUUUUUUUUUUCUGUAAUCAACACUCCGACCAAUUCGUUCUUUGUUUCAAGACGAAUUUAAUUCUAUUUUUAUAAUUAGACGUGCAUGUAGAAAAAACUAAUGUUUCGAAACACCUUGUUUUUCGACAUUUCAAUGUAGGAUCGAAACAGCGUGAACAAUUUUAGCUACGACUUGUUAUAUUCUUAUGUGAACGACAAACACGUCAAAUGACCGGUUGAACUGUUCAAACGAUGUUCAUUUCAACUGAGCGACUAUUAUAAACUAAACUCAUAAUUCUACACAGUUAUUAACGGAAAAAACGAGUGUGGCGAGAGUGCGAGAAGGAAACUUUUCCCUCGAUAUUACCGAUCGUAUGUGUGUGAUACAUUGUUAAAUACGCGGAUUCGCUCAGUACGUGACGAUUUCGCAAUUGUACUAUUAUCACUAUUAUUAAAUGAUAAUUAUUAGUUAUUACGGAAAAAAAAAAAAAAAAUGAUAACUGCGAAAAUUGUUUGUUAUGUCGAAACAGAUAGAGUUUAUCACGUUUGAGGGUUGUCGUAAAUGAUGUACCAGUAUAUCUAUAACAUGUCUUGUUUUUUAAUCUUUAAAAAGUUGUCUAUUUUACAAGUAGCACGAUAAAAGUGUUUCGACACGCUGGAAAUGGUGCUUCGAACCUCGUCAUGGCUAAGUUACGAAAUGCCAAAUGCUUCAUUAUUUGUCAUCAUAAAUCGCGAUAUCGUGUAAAACAAAAGACUAUCGUCAUUGACAACAAAUUUUUACCUAAAUAUUUUUCCAACCAACUUUUGGUCCCGAUAAUCGAAACAUACGAUGACGUUCAUCCAAUACAAUGAAAACAUUUCGUUUUUACAAAUGACUCACUAGAUUUGUUACAAAAUUUACAUUACAUUUUUCUCGCAAUGAUAAAAAAAUAGUCGUUUUGAAAAACGCUAUACGAAAAAUUGCCAAGUCCACACAAAAUUAGCUUAUUGUCAUUCUCAACACUUGGACAACAAUAAUAAUUGAAUACGUAAUUCAUACAUCCGACAAAGAUAAAACUAACGAAUUGUUAUUUGUAAUCACUAAAAAAACGUAAAAUUGGUACGAGCUGAUACCAAACAUGAACAUCGUGAAGAGAGAAAAAUUUAGUGAAGCCAUGAAGGCUCGUUCGUGCAAUUGUGUUCAGCCACUCGAUGGAAGUUAAUGUAGACGCUUGCAAUAUUUUUUGUGCAGACCUACUGUUUCGAACAUUACUUGAGUACAUUGAUUUGUUGUUUUACAACCUUCACGUUUACGUGAUGCUAUAGGAAAAACACGAGGACAUUAAUUAUCAGACAAAUGUUUUUUGUACAACUGAAUGCCUUUAUUCAUUUAGCUUUGAAGUUUUUUUUUUCUCACUGCCUCUCGAAGAAAAUUCGCAUUCGCACACUUUUAUCGAUUAUCAAAAAAAAACAAUCUGACUUUUUGGAUGAUCAAAGCAUAGAUGUUUGGUUGGAUUUUUUUUCCACGGAAUUUAAUAAUAUCAUUCUAUGCGUGCUGUUAUACUGCAUCAGAAAUUUGUUUUUAUAGUAAGGAUAAAUGAUUCUCAAACAUCACGACCAGAUAUUCGUUUGCUUAUUUGUUUUGAUCAGAUAAGUGCUUUGUAACAAUAA